AAAACUCGAAAAAGAUUCUAAACAUUGAUUGAACCGACCAGACGCUUUCAAAAACCAAAAAAUGAGUGUAUCGAAAGCAGAAGCUUCAGAGUACCACUCCAAAGACUUCAACUGGGAGACUCUCAGACAAGAAAUAGAAAACGACCCUUCUCUUAACUACCAUCUUCUCCCUUUUAAUUCCCCACAACCAGAAGAACAACAUUCAAAUGAUUCAAUAAAAGCAUGGCAAAACUUUCAUGUCCAACACUCUUCUGGCAAGUUCUUCAAGGAAAGGAGGUACUUGUUGAAAGAAUUUCCAGAGUUGGUUUCUUGUGCAGAUGGUUCUAAGGUUUUGGAGGUGGGGUGUGGAAAUGGCAGUACUGCCCUUCCUAUAUUGCGUGGCAAUGAGAAAAUUAUUCUAUAUGCAUGUGAUUGUAGCAAUGAGACCCUAGAGAGAGCUAAAGAGUUUAUAGCUGCUAGUAAUGUAGCUUCAGUUGAGCAUCGUUUGCACCCAUUCUAUUGUGACUUUGCAACAACUGGAUUUCCAAAGUUUUUGGCUUGUGAUUAUUGCAGAGAAAUGUUUUCAUGCAAGGAUCAAAAUUGCCUUUCAGAUGUUGGAGAAAAAAGAACCCAUGAAACUGAUUCAUUGUCAAUGGAAGAAAGAAGUUGUUGUGUUGGCGGUGUGGACUUUGUUACCUUGAUAUUCACACUAUCAGCAGUACCACUCCAAACAAUGCCAACAGCCAUCAGAGAGUGCUUUUCUGUCUUAAAACCUGGAGGCUUGCUCUUGUUUAGGGACUACGGUCUCUAUGAUAUGACGAUGCUGCGGUUUGAAUCGGACCAAAGAGUUGGAUUCAGGGAAUACAUGCGUUCAGAUGGCACCCGUUCUUAUUUUUUCUGUCUAGAUACUGCUAGAAAUCUCUUCAUUUCUGCUGGCUUCAUUGAGCUUGAGAUCGAAUAUUGUUGUGUAAAGUCAGUGAAUCGCCGAAAUGGGGAAAGCAUGCGAAGAGUAUGGGUACACGGUAAAUUCCAGAAGCCCUAAUGAAUCUACCCAUCAGCAGCUAUUGUUGAGUUCCUUUUGAUUCUUGGAACAUGCUGAAGGAAAUUGCUGAUAGACGUUGCUUGUCCCUGUGUGUGCUUGUUUUGGUUUCCAAUUUCUUGUAGAGGACAUGUGCAGUGGAUGAUAUAUUCAAUCAGAUUGCAUGGAAAACAUAAGAUGAAGUUAUUGGAACCUUCGGAGUAUCAUAUAACUAUUGUUUCAUACGGUUAAUUCGUUAUGUUAAUAUAACAAGUUCUUAGGCAAGCCAAAUCCAAUUUUAGGGCCUUGGGCACUUUUGUUAAUUGAGUUUUAUAUCAGGGCCUUGGACAUUGGCCUUUCUAGAGUUUAUGCGUCACCAUGCAUAUAUGUAGCAUACUGCAUAGACACAUGCUAUCAUCAUCUUUAACUAUACAUGCAGAUGCAUGCAUAUGUGAAUGUUGAAUUGAAUUUGGCUCAUUUCUCAAUCAUCAUAGAUUAAAAUUGCUGGUGUUUUUAAUCCAGAAAACAAAAUGAAAAUGAAGAAAAUAUUAAAUGCUUCCAACCGACAAAACUAUAUUGUGCCCCUUUCCAAGUGGUUGUCUACUCAUAUUAAAGACUUAAAUUCAAUUGCUAUCAUUUCAAGACUCUAGAUGCAUGCACGUAUAUAUAAGAAUGUGA
Messenger RNA from Durio zibethinus, 1675 nucleotides. Its product is annotated as Methyltransferase family protein. Lineage: Eukaryota; Viridiplantae; Streptophyta; Magnoliopsida; Malvales; Malvaceae. The record is from RefSeq and is a predicted model, not a curated record.